UCGUAGCGGAGAAAGGUAGAAAAGCAACGGUUUAUUAACAGAGAGGGACGUUUCGGCCGACUAUUCCGUUUGGCAUAAUGAAGACCAAACCAGUGAUAACCUGCCUCAAGACCCUCCUAAUCGUCUAUUCCUUCGUGUUCUGGAUCACAGGGGCGAUCCUGCUGGCAGUGGGAGUAUGGGGGAAGCUAAUGCUGGGUCCGUACAUCUCUGUGAUUGCGGACAAUUCCACCAACGCACCUUUCGUACUCAUCAGCACCGGCACUGUCAUCAUCAUUUUCGGACUUUUUGGCUGCUUUGCCACCUGUAGGGGGAGCCCAUGGAUGCUGAAGCUGUAUGCAAUGUUCCUGUCCCUGGUCUUCUUGGCUGAGUUAGUCGCUGGAAUCUCCGGUUUUGUUUUUCGCCAUGAGAUAAAGGGGACAUUCUUGAGGACGUACACGGAUGCCGUGUUGAACUACAACGCUCAAGAUGAGACCAGUCUGGCCGUGGACAUGAUGCAGCACAAUCUGCAGUGCUGUGGGGUGUAUAACUACACCAGCUGGCUGGCCAGUGUGUACUACCCUUCCAAUGGCCUCCCAUCCAGCUGUUGCUCCAAUGCCUCCGACUGCAGCCUCCAGGACCGCCGUAAUGCCACUGUGGGCCCCACCAAGGUCAACCAGAAGGGCUGCUACGAGCUAGUCACCUCCUUCUUAGAAACCAACAUGGCCAUCUUCGCAGGAGUGACGUUUGGCAUCGCCUUCUCACAGUUGAUUGGCAUGUUACUGGCAUGCUGUCUUUCAAGGGUCAUCACGGCUAAUCAAUACGAGAUGGUGUAACAGUGAUGGAGCAGGAGAUGAAGAGGAGAGGAUGACAGGGUGACACCUUUGAAGCCUGGGGAAUGAGGACGGACACCCAUUUCCCCAGUACAGCACAUUGCAUCUUUUCUCACACUGAGCUCUCUCUGUCUCCAUCUCCCUGUCCAGACGUGCUAUUUCACAUUUUAAUAAUGUAACUAAUUGUAAAAAAGCCAUUCCUUAAUUCACUGCUGUGCCAUGAAAAGCUUUCUAUCUCCAUCCCUCUGCCCCCCGCUGUCUGGCAUUGAAGUUGCCUUUGUUCUGGUGUGGACCCGUUUGUUCUCUUGAAAUCCUAACCUGAACUAUAAGAGGUAACAUAUGAACAUUGAUAGUAGGUCAGUGUUAAAGCUCCUAAUUAACUUCAUACUUGCUUCUGCACAUAGCACCUCUCAAUCAGGCAUGCAGCUCCUUCCAUGCCUCUCAUCACUGAAAAAUACAUUUGUACAGAAACAGGUAGAAAAAAACUAGACAAAAUAUUAAAAUAUAUUUACCUUACUGUUUUCACUUCUCAUUUCAGAAGGAUGCUUGUAGUUCAAUUAAACUGAUGAAGUCUAGAUGUAUUAACGUGUCUCACUCCAUACAGUAUGUUUAAAAUCUACAUUUUACAUUCAUUUUGUCUGAAUGUGAAACAUAGUAACUUUACUUUUAUUUGAGUUGAAAUGGUGUCAAAUAUUGAGAUGUUAUAUGAACAUAAUACUUAAUGUUGGGUUUUUGCUGUUUUGUAUUUUUUCGUUUUGGUUUUAUUACCUAUGUGUUUGUCAGCGCAAUUCUGUGCAUGAGCGUGUGCGUGCAUUGUGUUUGAGUGUGUGGGUCAUGUGAUAAUCUGUAAGUGUGUGUUUGUGUGUAUGAGGAUGUGAGAGUGUGUCAGCUUGUCUAUCUGUGUGUGAGUGUGUAUGUGCAUGUAUGUGUGUGUUUCUGGACUUGUUUUGCUAUUCUUGUGGGGAAGAAAAGGAAAAUAAGAAAUACUGUCAAAUGUGGGGACAUUUUCCUGAAAUAUAUACUACAGAGCAAGGUUUUAGGGGUUAGCAAGGUAACUUAAGGUUUAACCCUGGGUUUUCGGUGUCAAAGCAAUGGUUCACCUUUUUGCAAAACUUCAUACCAAAAGAUUGGAAGAUUGAAUCUGUUAGUUUGCUUUAUGUCAGGCUAUUCAUGAUCAUUUAACAUUGAAUUGAAAAAUGGAUAGUGGAAUUUAAUUUAUAUUACGAAAUUAUGUUGGAGUGUGGAGUAGUAAAAUAAUGUAAAUCUUUCAUUAAAGAGAAAUAAAGGUGACAUCGGUUAAAACAAGAGAGGAGUGCAAAAAACAGUGACAUUACUUAUCAAUAUCUUAUCAUGUACUAACUGCUUAUCAUCAAGUGGUUCGGUCAUGAAUCCUAAUAAUGUUUAUUUGACAAUGUACAUUUACAUUUAGUCAUUUUUUUUUUUUAUGUAUUAGAACAAAAUACAUCCCUCACUCCUUCCAUAUCACUCAUUCUUUCCAAAUGUUACUCCAUCUUUUUCUAUGCCAUGUUCGUGUUAAAACGUGUGCAUGCAAUUGCAAAUGUUAACCUUGUAAUCCCAUAGUUGCUAAAUUAAAACAAUCCCUUAUAGCUAUCUAAAAAAAUCUGAAAAGUUGUUUUUUUUAAGACCGCAUUCACAUAGACUCAUCAAUGAAUUCUGUAUCCUCGCAAUGUUAUUAAAUGAAAAAUAUGUUUAUGAUUCUGAUUCAUGAACUCACACAACCUGACGUUCCUUCAAGCUUAAAACAAGAAGAAAAAAGUUAAUAUGUAUAUUACAAUAUUAUGAUAAUAUAUUAUAUUAUUACAAUGUCUAGAACAUUAUAUUUUUUUGUUAUGGAAUACGUUCAUCAAAUUAGAUUUGAGCUGUUGUGCUUAUAAUUCUCUAGGUGAGGGUGGUAGUCAAUAACACAACACAAUGCAAAUUACUUCCGGACAUUGCACUUUUCGAAUGUUCACUUAUGGUAAGAAAUACAAAUAGAAUUAUAAAGUAUUUGAUCUUUCACUACAACUAAGUUAUAUGUAAAUGUGUUUACACUGGAAAAGAUGAUUUCUUGUAUUAACAUAAUAAAAAUGUAUUAUUCAUUAUUUAUACCUGAAUUUAAUCAAUACAAAACUUUAUUUGUGGUUGUAGUAUUGGAAACUGUUAUCGGUAUCUUAUGUGUUUUUAUACCAGUGUUCAAUAUCAAACCUCUGUAGAAAGGGGUAGACAACUGUUGCUGGGCAAAAUUAUACUUAAUGAAGCUAGAUAAUAAAAAACAUGUUUCUAAUUCUUAUUUCUGGGAUAAAUUUACAUUUUCCAUCAGUCAAACCCAAUUACCAAUACAAUGUCUUGCUAGCUAGCGAUAGUAUGGUUGUGAAAAACGUGUGUUAGACUACAUUGAAGAAUAGCCCAUCUAUGUUUAGACAGAGCGCUCUGGAAUAUGGGAGUGUGGUUAGCCACCAAGUGAUUUGUGACAUCAGAAUGGUUGGGUUCGCAUUCUAUUUCAAACUAUUAGAUUUCAAUCUGUUAAAUCAUUUCAAAUUUUGCAUACAAAUCAGUUUAAAAUUAACAUUAACAAUUAAUUGCCUACAUUCAGAUUUUAUUUGAGCUGGAAUUAAUAUUGCUCCAAACUGUCACUCAAAUCAGCGCACCUAAAGAACCAGUGUAGCUGUUACGAUAGACACACACAGGGGUGCCGCUAAAAAUGUUGGGCCCCAUGAAGAGAUUGCAAUUUGGGUCCCUGCUCCCACCCCAUUUUGGUAAUGUUUACAUUUAGUAACUAAGCAGAUGCUCUUAUCCAGAGCAACUUACAGU
Molecule: messenger RNA, 3620 nt
Organism: Hypomesus transpacificus
Lineage: Eukaryota; Metazoa; Chordata; Actinopteri; Osmeriformes; Osmeridae
Product: tetraspanin-7-like
Exons: 8
Coding region: 78-812 (244 amino acids)
Cellular component (GO): membrane
Source: RefSeq, a predicted model, not a curated record